Colletotrichum gloeosporioides is the source of this 2727-nucleotide messenger RNA. Its product is annotated as Pulcherriminic acid synthase. The transcript has 6 exons. Bases 1 to 2727 code for a protein of 908 amino acids. The record is from RefSeq and is a predicted model, not a curated record. Lineage: Eukaryota; Fungi; Ascomycota; Sordariomycetes; Glomerellales; Glomerellaceae. Gene Ontology annotation, molecular function: oxidoreductase activity, acting on paired donors, with incorporation or reduction of molecular oxygen; iron ion binding; monooxygenase activity.
AUGGGCAUGGCUGCCAUUAGCACCUCAGAGCAGGUCCAAAGGGACAACUUACCUUUUGACAUCGAUACGUCAGCCGCAGUGAUCAGCAACGAUCCCGCCAAGAUCUAUGAAGAGUACCGAUAUCUUCGAAAAGAAUGUCCCCUCAUUCACACCAGCCAGUAUGGGGGAUAUUGGCUUCUUACGCGGUAUGAUGACGUUAAACGAGCAGCUAUGGAUUCCGAAACCUACAUAUCGAGUGUCAGGGCAGUUGUACCAAGCGACCCUAGAGGCAUCCGAAGACCGCCUUUGAACUUUGACGCACCAGCUCAUACCCCCUUCCGAACUGCGCUUGAACGCACAGUGAAGCCAGCUCGACUGAGACGACUACGGGAGCCAUUGCAGAAGCAUGCGGAAGCGGAGCUCGCGCCUCUAAUAGCCCGGGGCCGUGGAGACAUCAGUGCCGAGUUUGCAGCGAACUUUGUUGCCCGCAUGGAAUCCGAAUGGUUAAAUCUCGAGCCCGAUGUUGCUCCAAAACUGGCUGUCACUGCCGCAAGUUGGCUCAAUGCUUGGAGGAUGCAGGACGGUGAGACGGUCACGACAAAUUCACAGAAAAUGUAUCAAAUCGCACAAGAACUCCUUGCCGACCGACGGAUACAUCCAAGGGACCCAGAAGAAGACCCAGCGUCUUCACUACUCCUAGAGCGAGAUGCUGAGGGUCAUCCUUUGAAGGAGGAACAUCUCAUCGGGUGCCUCCGACAAUCUUUGGUGGUGGGUGUUGUCGCGCCCCCCAUUCUCAUCGGCUCAAUAUGCAACCACCUUUCCAAAGACAAAGAAUUGCAGAACAGACUUAGAGAGGAUGAGUCCCUCAUACCAGCUGCAAUUGAGGAGUUCUUGCGACUCUACAGUCCAUAUCGAGGCUUUGCGAGGACGACUUCAAAGGAAGUCUGUCUUCAUGGCAAGACGAUACAUCCGAAAGAGCCAAUCACCCUGUGCUAUACAGCAGCCAAUCGUGACCCAGAGGUCUUUGAGAAUCCCGACGAUUUCAUUCUUCACAGAGAGAACAUUGCAUCGCACAUGGGAUUCGGAAGGGGAAGACAUAGAUGUGCAGGCAUGCCACUUGCAAGAUUGGCUCUUGACAUUGUUCUCCGCGUGAUCCUGCGAAGCACGAUGGACUUUGAGGUAGACGGACACAAGCAGGGAGCCCAGCCACAACUCACUCCGAGCGGAGUUGCAAGCAGUGCCUCAUCUUCAGUUCACCCUUUUCAGCCCCCUGCCGGAAACGUCGCGAUACACAAUGUGGCGCCUCAGGUUUCUCAGGCAAUGCAUGCCAGCGUAGUGUCUGCCUCAGACCAUGAGGGCAACAACCACGAUGUCGCUUCUUCGUCUCUUCUUUGGCCUGACUCUGAAGAACUCUUCCAAAGUCUGAUGUCAGCGGAUGGGAUGACGUGGGACCAGUCUAUGCCUGGAUUGAUCCCAUCGGCCUAUCAGCCCCAGGAUGUGCAGUCUGCUGGACUCAGUAGUACUGCCGAUGGCGAUGAGCUUGCCCUCGCAGAGGAUGGGCAACGUGCGGUACAGACUAUCAAUGGAAUCCUCACGAACACGAAUCGGACGUUGAGAAUGACUAGCCAGACUUUCUACGGACUCAGCAUGCAUUGGGCGCAGUACUGUGGGAUGUACGACCUAGUGCCUUACCGACAGACCUUGCCACAGACUCACGACUCCAUCGAGACGAAAAUGCACGCUUGGAGAUCAUGGGCGGCGAGGGAGACGCAAUUGAGAACGCUACUAGGCCUGUGCAUCAUUGACGGCGUGGUCUCGCAGUUCAGUGGAAACCUUGUCAACACCUGGUCAGCCACAAACUCGCUGCCACUAUCUGCCGAUGAAGACGCUUUUGCUGCUGAGACAGUAGACGAGUGGAUCGAGGUAAUGGUAUCUCGCGGAUACAACACGGGGAGUGGGCCAGAUCGGUUCUCAGACCUCUAUCACUCGCUCGUUCCUGACGGAACACACAUGGGCCCAGUCUACUGCUUGCCAGGGCUCCUCAACAUCAGGAUUCUCCUUGAAAUCUUGGCAUCGCUUACAAAUGACUUCGAAAGAUUGAACAAGGGUUCGCAGGCACAGGUUGCUCAGAAGCUUGGAGCCGUGAAAGCAUUGGUAACUCUGCGGAGCCAUCUUGCUCAAAGCACGACCUUGUCGGCAGCAGACAAGACUAUUGGGCUACUGCGAUGGCAUGCCGUCUGCCUCGACCUAGUUCACAUCUUUGGGGGAAAGAAGCGCGAAGAGCCAAGCAGGAUAGACCCAAAUGCCUGGACGCAGGGUCUUAGGGCGAGAAAAUGUUUGCUUCAUGCCAUGGAGAUCCACAAGAUUGCAUCCGAGAUACCUCUCGGAAUCAUUCACGACACAUGUCUACCUGGGGCGUUGUUUGCGGCAGCCACGACUUUCAGCUCAUUCGCCCUUCCCGGGCUGUCGAAGGUCCUAGUCCCUCCCUCCGUGGACUGGAGUAUGGUGAUCCUACAAGGCCUAGACGACACAGGACAAGGCACGACGUCUUCGACGGCUGAUGUAUCGAAAGACACGCUGGCGUUUCUCACGAAUAAUGUGAAUCCCCAAUCCCCAGGAUGGAUCGCUCAGAAUUUGGUGUAUGAGCUGAGCGCAAUUCGGAUACUGCUGCAUAGUCUUUCCCAACACUGGGGCGUCACGCGAGAGAUGGAGGAGGUGGUUGGAGCAUGGGAAGCCCGGUGUAGUUGA